Molecule: messenger RNA, 282 nt
Organism: Penicillium angulare
Lineage: Eukaryota; Fungi; Ascomycota; Eurotiomycetes; Eurotiales; Aspergillaceae
Product: mitochondrial 54S ribosomal protein bL34m
Exons: 1
Coding region: 1-282 (93 amino acids)
Biological process (GO): translation
Cellular component (GO): ribosome; mitochondrial large ribosomal subunit
Molecular function (GO): structural constituent of ribosome
Source: RefSeq, a predicted model, not a curated record
AUGCAGACCUCUUUCUCCAAGCUGCAAACUACUCCUACCAUUUCCCCGUCUAUCACUUCGCUUCUUGCCCAGACUCAACUGGGCCAGGCUAGCAGCCAGGGCCAGGGUCAGACCCGCGCUUUCUCUGCUUCCGCCUCUCUUGGCGUGCGUCGCGUGACUUUCCGACCCUCACGAUUGGUGCAGAAGCGCCGUCAUGGUUUCCUUGCGCGCAAUAAGUCGAAGAAGGGCCGCCAGACUCUUACACGGCGCCGCGUUAAAGGCCGAAGGAAUAUGAGCUGGUAG